Molecule: messenger RNA, 2347 nt
Organism: Grammomys surdaster
Lineage: Eukaryota; Metazoa; Chordata; Mammalia; Rodentia; Muridae
Gene: Rad18
Product: RAD18 E3 ubiquitin protein ligase
Exons: 13
Coding region: 22-1506 (494 amino acids)
Biological process (GO): DNA damage tolerance; protein monoubiquitination
Cellular component (GO): Rad6-Rad18 complex; nucleus
Molecular function (GO): single-stranded DNA binding; ubiquitin protein ligase activity
Source: RefSeq, a predicted model, not a curated record
GCGGUCUCAUCAGGUGCGACCAUGGAGGUCCUGGCCGAGCCGCGGUGGCCUCCGGGGUUGGCGGUGAUGAAGACAAUAGAUGACUUGCUGCGCUGUGGGAUUUGCUUUGAGUAUUUCAACAUUGCAGUGAUAAUCCCCCAGUGCUCUCACAACUAUUGUUCACUCUGUAUAAGAAAAUUUUUGUCGUAUAAAACUCAGUGCCCAACUUGUUGCGUGGCAGUGACGGAGCCAGACCUGAGAAAUAAUCGCCUCUUAGAUGAACUGGUAAAAAGCAUGAAUUUUGCACGGACUCGCCUGUUGCAGUUUGCUUUAGAGUCACCACCCAUAUCUCCUGUGUCUUCCACCUCAAAGAAGGUUGCUGUUAAAGUACAUAAUGCUGAAGCCACCCAACACCCUGUCAAACAGGGGAACAGAUUAAUGGAUAAGUUCCUAAUUAGAGAAACUGGUGGUUGUGUAUCCGAGUUGUUGGGAAAAGAAAAUGAGAGGAAAUUCAGCCCUCAAAAAGAGAUAAGCACCUCUGCUGAGAUUAAAGAGACAAGUCUCCUGGGAAAGACGGUACUUGGUCUCUCAGAUGCUAAUGGUCCUGUGACACCCUCUACAUCCACUAUGAAACCGGAUACUAAAGUGUCUUGUCCUGUUUGUGGGGUCAGCAUUCCAGAAAAUCACAUCAAUAAGCAUUUAGACAGUUGUUUAUCACGUGAAGAGAAGAAGGAGAGCCUUAGAAGUUCUGCUCACAAAAGGAAGCCAUUGCCCAAAACUGUAUAUAACUUGCUCUCUGAUCGAGAUUUAAAGAAAAAGCUGAAACAGCAUGGUUUAUCUAUUCAAGGAAACAAACAGCAGCUUAUUAAAAGGCAUCAGGAAUUUGUGCACAUGUAUAAUGCCCAGUGCGAUGCUUUGCAUCCUAAAUCAGCUGCUGAAAUUGUCCAAGAAAUUGAAAACAUGGAGAAAACCAGGAUGCGCCUUGAAGCAAGUAAACUCAAUGAAAAUUUAAUGUUUUUAAAAAAAAACAAAAAAAAAAAAAAAAUAGAGGAAAUUCACAGUAAAUAUCGUAAAAAACACCAGAAUGAAUUCCAGCUUCUGGUGGAUCAGGCCAAAAAAGGAUAUAAGAAAACUGGCAGAGUUUCAAAAGCUGCAGUAAUAAGAAAGGAUGAACCUGCAGAAACACUGCCGUCUGAGUAUAUGGCACAAGAAGAUAAUGUGAGCUUCCCAGAUACUGUCUCAGUAACAAACCACUCUCCUCAGUCCAAGCUGGACUCCCCAGGGUUGUCGGAGCCCGAGAGACCGGAUGAUUCUUCUAGUUGUACUGACAUUCUUCUCUCCUCAGAGUCAGAUUCAUGCAAUAGUUCCAGUUCGGACAUCAUAAGAGAUCUUCUGGAAGAAGAGGAAGCCUGGGAAGCAGCUCACAAAAAUGAUCCAAACAGAGAAGUAAGCCCACAGCAGAAUCGCCGCACUAGAGCCACUGAAUGUGUUGAGACUGAACCAAGAAACAAGCGGAAUAAGAAUUAAUAUGGGCUUUUGCCAGCUUUUCUGUAGUACAGUGACCUGAGUAUGAUAUUUUUAUUGCCAUGUGUAGUUUCAUAUUUAGCAAUAUCCAAGGAAGAUUUUUAAGUCUAAAUGCAAUAGUUAAUUUAUUUCCAUUCUUCUUUGCCUUCCUGAACAACAAAAACAAAAACAAACACAAGCAAAAAAAAAAAAAACAAAAAAAACACAAAAAAAACAUAAAAAAAAGAAAGAAAAGUUCUGAAAUGCCCCGUCUUGGUUAAUGGCUUCCUUCCAUUCCUCUGUGUUCUCCCCUGACGACACACUCACCAGCUUUGCACAGAGUAGACAUUACUUAGCAGGAGUGUUUGCCUUGGUUUGACUUCUCUAUUUCAAGACAUUUUUAGGUCGUUUUUUUUUUUUCAGUUUUUUCCAUUGGGGAACAAACCUCAGAAGCAGCUUCCUUUCCUCCUCUUGACAGUAACCAGCCUUCCGGUAAGAAUAUGCAUGCUUUUGUCAUACUCCACACACCCUUGGUGCCAGCCGCCAGCAGGUACUGCUUAGUACUCACGUUGGAUGCAUUUGUUAGACACCCCUGUGGUUACAUAUAGAGUAGGUUUAUAAUGGAAAAUCACAGUUAGCUUUUUGGUUUUUGAACAGCCAGGGAAGUUAGUAUUGUGGUUUAAGAGAACAGUCACAAUGACUCUGAAGCAUAUGUAUGUUCUUCUAAAGUGGCACUUAAAAAUUAUUGCUCUUAGUAUUUUUCCACUGGAGUCAGGCAGAUCUCCAACACUUUGAAUCCCAGCUGUUAAACAAACAAACAAACAAACAAACAAAAAAAGUGAAAUAAAUGGAUUUUAUCAAUGAA